Molecule: messenger RNA, 1110 nt
Organism: Kazachstania africana CBS 2517
Lineage: Eukaryota; Fungi; Ascomycota; Saccharomycetes; Saccharomycetales; Saccharomycetaceae
Gene: ATG39
Product: Atg39p
Exons: 1
Coding region: 1-1110 (369 amino acids)
Source: RefSeq, a predicted model, not a curated record
AUGUCUAAUUCAAGUGAGGGGUCUUGGAGUUAUGUGGAAGUGAAUAACUACAAUUCAGAGAGAAGUGAUGACGAUAUGGAUGUAGCGGAUGUUUUGUCCAAUACAAGUAGUGAAAGUUCCCCGCAUAAUUACAAGAAUGAUGAUGAUGAUGAUGAUGAUGAUGAUGGCGAUGAUGAAUUUAAUACAUUAAGCCAUCCAAGUGUUCCAACUAAUAAUAUUGAUACCUCUUUUGAUACAUUGACUGGUUCAAAAAUUGGCAAGUCCAAGAAUUUAGUCAUACCAAAAGUAGAAGAUUUGUCUUUCUUUGCGAAUAGUGGGAACAACGAUAUUUUGAAUGGUAAAAUCUCAAAGAAUAAGUUCAAAAAUUUGCAUCUUAUUGUACUUACAUCUUUGGUUUCUGUUAUAUUGACUAUUGGUUUUGAAAAGAGCUUACAAAUGUAUAGAGAUCAGUAUUAUCAUACAACUACUACUGAUACAGAGAAUAAUGGCAUUGUAAAGGGUCCCACCGAUGAUCUAUCCGUGUCAUGGUUGAUAGAAACACAACAAACGUAUCUCAAAGUAAAAUUAAAUGAUGAUGACGACAACAAUGCAGCACUUUUGACUGAUCCGGGACCAAACAACUGGGUCCCCAAAGGUAAAUAUUACGUCGAUUUUGACAAUCGAAUUAUUGUUCCAAUAAACGAAGAUGAAUUCAAUAUAUUUCAAAGUACAAAACUUUACUGGUAUACUAUAUUAUCUAAUGUAAAAAAGAAAUAUCACGAGGACUACUAUCGUUCAAUAAGGCGUGCUAAUGAUUCCUAUAGAAAGCUCGUCAAAAUGUCAACAUAUUACUCAAAAGCUAUCAAGGGAAUGGUCAUUAGAAAUUGCUCAAAUCAAAGUAAAAGAUUAAAACAGCUAUCAAAAUCAUUUAAGUCAGUUUUUAUUAGAAAAUAUAGAUUACUUCAUUCUGAGUACCAAAAUUUUAUCAGAGGGAUAAACUCACGGUAUAUUAGAGCCAAAAGUGUUUAUAGGAACAAGAAGCUAAAAGAUUCAAUUAUGAAGAAAUACCAUCAACAUUGUCGUGUUUGUAAAUCUAACAGAAAGGCAAACAUCAGGAAGCAAGUGAAUUAA